UUAGAGUGUGUAUCGAGACGAAUCAGAAGAGUCAGACAGAAGCUCAGUUUUUAGCUGCUGCAGGUUAAAAAUUGAAUUUUCUAAGUCACCGUUUGCCAAAACUUUAAGUUUCAAAUUUCUUAGUAGUUUUACCAUAAAAACUAUACAUUUUCUAAAUUUGUGCUUUGAGUGAAGUGCGAUUGUGCUAUUUUACCGGUUUCGCUAGAACGCGUGAAAAAAAAUUCAAGAUGGCUUUCAAUCAGAAAAAUCCUCCAUGGCAGCGUAAUACCGGGCAAAAUAUUGCAGGAAUGCAGACCAUAGUUAGUUUUCCGCAAGGUCAACCGGUGUUCAAUCAAAAUUUAGGAAUACAGCAACAGCUCUUACCUCAGAUGGGCCUACAACAGCAACAAAUUUAUUCAACAGCGGUUCAAUAUCCCACCUCAAGGCAGAUCAAUACAAUGCCUUUCCAAACGCAGCAACAGUCUGCUCAAGUCAGUGGUUCAUCAAAAUUUAACCCGAACCAACGAGUCUUUAGUGGAACUGGACAUGUAACGAAGACUCAGAAUGACUUUGGAUUUAUCGACGAGGAAGUUUUUUUCCACAAAAACGUAUGUAAGGGUUCUUUCCCUAAGAUCGGAGAUCGUGUACUUGUCGAAGCUUCGUACAACCAGAACAUGCCGUUUAAAUGGAACGCAACCAGAGUGCAGGUGCUACAAUCAGCUUCUUCGAGCUCAACAAGUAGCUCUCGUCAUGUAUCGAGCUACUCUUCUGGUCAAAAUUCCGGUAGUCGUAAUCGUUAUUCUCCCUCAAGAAAGUCUCCUGAACGACAUGGCCAUCGCUCUUCCAAUCACGAUUCCCGCUCUCGUGAUGAUGAUGAAGAUCGACGGCGACGCCGUGAUGAUAGCGACCGCUAUCGUGAAAAGCAAAGGGAUAGAACACCAGACCGCGAUCGUCGCGAUAGAGAACGCAGUCCGCUUCGAAAACUAUCUCCGAAGCGUAGAAAAGUUCGACCAAUUCCACGAUAUAUGGUCCAGAUGCCAAAACAAAUUCUUACGCAAAAAAACGUAGACAUUCUCGAGAUACGGCGUCGCUAUCACACAAUGUAUAUUCCAUCGGACUUUUUUACGGCUGAUAUCCGUUGGGUUGAUGCAUUUCCACCCAAUGAACCCUUUACAAUUCGCAAGCCAUGCGCUUUCCAUGUUAUGCAUAAGGAAGUAGAGCCUCUGCAUUCAAAUGAUCUUGAUCUAGAACCUGCCGAUGCAGAUUACUUGUACAGCGCUAAAGUUAUGUUGAUGGGUACACCGCCCAUGAUAGAUUUUUACGACAGAUGCUUCUCAACUGCAGAGGACCGCGACCGCUAUGAAGAUGAACGUGAUUAUGUACAUCCAACGAGGUUGAUUAAUUUCCUUGUUGGAAUACGUGGCAAAAACGAAACUAUGGCUAUCGGCGGACCGUGGUCACCGUCUCUAGAUGGAGAUAAUCCCCAUUCAAAUCCAAAUGUAUUGAUCAAAACAGCUAUACGAACAUGUCUUGGAUUGACCGGAAUCGAUCUCUCGAAAUGCACUCGCUGGUACCGUUUCGUGGAGCUCUAUUAUCGUCGUUCAGAAACCUACCACAAGGGUCGUUUGAUUCCAGCGCGUAUCGAAACGGUGGUUAUCUUUGUGCCCGAUGUACGUUCCUGUCAGCCGACAGCCGCAGAGUGGACCGAUCUUCACCUUAGUUACAAAGCACACCUGGAUCGCAUAAUCAACAGUGAUCCUGAAAAUUCCGAUAGUUUGGUUCCAGUUGUCCCUGAUGGAGCAAAUUCAACGAUUGGGUCGGAUGAAAAAACUAAAUCCCCUACGGCAGUUUGUGAUCCAGCUUCACCUGAAGUCGUCGUUGUUACCGAUGCUGUUGAUAAGAAAUGUCCAUCGCCUGUUCCGGAGAAAGACAUCAGUACCAGCAAGGAAGAAGCAUCUUCAACUAGCAAGGACGUUCCACAAACAGCAGCUGCUGACACGAAUGAAAAGGAUAAAAAGGAAGAGGAUGAAGUUAUUACUAUCGACAGUCCUGCUGAAUCACCUGGCGUUCCAACAAAUUUUGCGUUGCUUGAUGUGAAAAAAAUGAAGGUAGUCGAUUUGAAGGCUGAAUUAGAGGCCCGCAAACUUUCUACUGAAGGUGUCAAAAACAUCUUGAUUGCGCGACUUACUAAAGCGUUAGACGAAGAAAAAUCUUCAGCUGAAGCUGCAAACGUAGAAGAUGAGCCGGAACCUUCAAAGCCCGAAUCUAUAGAAGAACAUAAGCCUAAAAAAGAUUUGAGCGAAAAACAAGCUGACAAAGCAGGGACAGAGGAAGAGUUCGAAACAAUGGAGAAUGUCGAUAUGUCUGAAGUAACGGUAAUCGAUGAGUACGACUCAACUAAAUCAGAAGAAAAAUCUAAUGAUGAACCAUCUAAAAAAGUUGAGAUCCCAAAAUUAACAGAAAAAGAACGGCUUCUUCUGGAAAAACGAUAUUCACUUCCAGAUCAACCGCAUAUUAUUGUUCAUCCUUCGCGAACAGCAAAAUCUGGAAAAUUUGACUGCGCCGUAAUGUCACUGUCUGUGUUGUUAGACUACCGCCCAGAGGACUCCAAGGAACAUUCAUUUGAAAUUUCUUUAUUUGCUGAACUUUUCAACGAAAUGUUGACCCGAGACUUUGGAUUUAAUAUUUUUAAAGCCCUUCACAAUUUGCCUGGUAAAAAGGAUGAUGAUUCUAAAAAGGCAUCUAUUAGUAAAGACACCAAGGACGUCGAAGAUGAAAAAAAGACUAAUGGUGAUGGGGCUACAGAUAAAGACUCAGACGAUGAAGUAAAGAUUGUGAAUGAUGAUAAAGAUGAUAAAGAAAGGGCUAAAGAACGCGAACGUAAACGUUCGCGUUUCAAUGAUGGAGAUGAAGAUGAUCAGCGGCGGAAGGAGAAAGAAAAAGUCAGAACUAAAUAUUUUACAGCUGACCGCGAUUUAUUGCUUUCCUUUGUGUAUUUUGACGUUAGCCAUUGCGGCUAUAUAUUCGACAAAGAUGUAGAAGAUUUGUUUUAUACAAUUGGAUUGAAUUUAUCCAGAUCACAAAUCCGUAGAAUGGUAUCGAAAGCUGUUACCAGAGACUCAUUAUAUUAUCGUAAACUUACUGACAAACCCAUUGAACAAAAUAUGGAAGAAACAAAAGAAGAAUCGAAAACCUCAGAAGCUUCCGACAGUAAUGUGAAAACUGAAAACAAAGAAAUUGGAGAAGAAACUGAGAUGGCUAAGAGUUUAGCUAUUGGUAAUUGCAAUUACGUCGAGCAACUUAAAGAUAAUCUCGAGCUUGUCUUGAAAAAAGAUUUAUCAAACGAAGAGGAUGCUCCAAUGGCUAAGAAGAUCAAAUUAGAACCAGCAGAAGAUAAAAUUCCGGAAACACAAAGCGGUUUGGUUGUACACAAGGGAGCUGUUAUCGAUAUUUCCAAACUACUUGAGCAGAUGCGGCAAUCAGAAAAAAGUCGUGAGGACACAAGUAUUUUGCUUACCGAUAUUCGCCGUCAAAAUGCCGAUCUUCAAAAGAAUGCCGGACGUGCAAACGAAAAGAUCAAAGAUCAAUCAUCAGACAUCAAAACUUUAACAAAAAAAUUGAUUGAGGCUGAACAAAAUUUGAGAGAUGUAACGAAAAAAUCGAAUGAAUACUUUUCAACUCUGUCCAAUGUAUACGAUCGUGUUAGUGUUAUUGUUCACCGCCCGGAGAGAAAGCGCUCUACAUCUAUAUCUUCCUCUAGGCGUGGAAAUUCACGUGAUCGUAAUAGUCGCAAAGAUAGUAAACAUGAUAAGGAUCAAGAGUCACAGAAAGAUAUUACUGUUGAAGCAACAAAAUCAGAAGAAUCAAUAUCAACCAUGGACAUCACUCCAUCAACUGUUGUUAGCGGCGAUUCCAAAGAAUGCAUUCCUAAUAAAAAUUCUGAGGAAGAUUCUAAUGGAAGCGAAACAGCCGUUGUGCCAGAUCCCAAAAAGGUACAGGAGCAGAAGAAAGAAUAAAUCAUUGAAACACUCAAUUUAAUUUUUCAUCAUCUUUUAUGUAUUAUGAUACAUACUAAUUCAAAUAAAUAUUCUUCGUAAUUCAA
Messenger RNA from Uranotaenia lowii, 4081 nucleotides. RefSeq names its product cell division cycle and apoptosis regulator protein 1-like. Gene Ontology annotation, biological process: regulation of DNA-templated transcription. Gene Ontology annotation, cellular component: nucleus. The transcript is spliced from 10 exons. The coding region runs from base 228 to 3995 and encodes 1255 amino acids. The record is from RefSeq and is a predicted model, not a curated record. NCBI's taxonomy places the organism in Eukaryota, Metazoa, Arthropoda, Insecta, Diptera, Culicidae.